GGUAAUUCUCAACCUGAUGUACCAACUACUGAGCGCCAUACUUCCCAUACUAGGACCAAGAUGUCCCAGACUGCGGAUAUUAACAGUCCGGAGAAGUCGCGUGAUGCAAACUUGAAUACCUCAGAAACAGAACCAACCAACCCAGCUUCCCUGAGACGAUCUAGACGUCAGCGAUGCGAACCGCUUAAGAUGAGGGAUUUUGUUACAUUUUGAACAUUUAAACCAAAGAAGGAAAGAGAGUGAAUGUGAAAUAAACAAACUAAACGCUAACAUUUCUUAAUCAAGUUUUUUGUUUUUUAUUUUAACUCAAGCAAAUUUUGAAGUCAGAACUGAACCAACAACCAACUCAUUUAUCAACUCAUCUAUCUGGACUUUUUAUUUUGUGAAAUACCUGGACAAUUUAACCUGAACUUUUAAAACAUUUUGUUUGCAACUUGAAGAACUGUUUUGAACUCAAUUAUUUUUCUGCAACUACAAAAAUGUGAAAGUCUCAUAAACUGGUAUUUUGGUUUUAUAUUUUGGAAAUAUUUACAUACAUUUUAUUGUUUGGUUUAUCAUUGAUAUUUUUUCAAUUAUCUACAUUCUCUCUAGCACAAAGCUCAAAGAAGGGAGGAUGUUACAAUAUUGGCAUGUUUAUGAGAUUUUAGGAGCAUGUAAUGAUCCUGCCAAAAGAGGGCGCUACAAACCUUUAGUACUAAUUAAAUGCUACUCGACUAUUAAUACAGAAGCUGUGUAAUUCUGUUUGUUUCUCACUCAUAAUAUAACUUGAAACGGGUCCUUUUUGUGAAAUCUGUAAAUAAUGAAAUUUUACUAUAAUUCAAACAAUAAAAAAAAAACAUAAGAAAUAGUGAGUGAUGGACAUCAUCGACUUUCUCAUUUGCAUAACACUAAGUUGUGCAUAUAACUGUAUUAUGAAAAAUAAGCGAAACUUUGAAAUGUUUUUACAUCCACUUUUAAUGAAAUUUUCAGUGUUAUGCUUGUUUAAUUUCUCUUAUUGAUUCAAAUCAACAUUUCUCUGGGGUGGACUUGACCUUUAAUGUCAUGCACCAUACAGUUACCUAGGAUGCUAUACAAGUAUUUUGAUGGUGUACUCUAUGCAUGUUGUCUGAAGAAAAAAAAUAUAUAAAUAGUGUUUGCUACUUUUUAAUAGGUUGACACAAAAUCCGUAUACUGUACGAAAGUGGACAAAUUUGUAUCACUGAAAAUAUAAGUGUAGCAAAAUGAUUUAUAAUCCAAUAAGUGAAAACCCUAGUUCGCCAGAUAUUCCAAAUUCCAAAUGCAAAUGUAAACAAAAUGAAAAAAAGAAAAGGUAAUGGCAUUUCCGGAGAAGAAAUUGAAUUUCAAGAACAAAGAUUACUUAACUUCAGAACAUGUAAGGAAGCAAAGAUAAAUGCAAAUAGCUAUUCUGGUCCUUAUAGUCACACUUUUCUCAGAAUGAGACGAGGAACCAGCCGUUUUAGAGUGAGAUUUACAUCUUUUGAGAGUGGAUUUACCUCUUUUUGGAGUGAAAAUGUAUAAAAAAUAUACACUGUUCACUUUAGGUGGAGCUAUAAUGAUUUAUUAUUUUUUUAAAUUAAAAUUCCACAGAAAGUGUCGCUAACCAUCCGAUGAGGUUCCGAGAUGAAAAUGGAGUGGUAAACAGGAAUUAUGGAGUCAUUGAAAUAUACCAUGAUGGAGUAUGGGGUCCAAUUUGCGACGCUAGCUUUUACCAAUAUGAGAUCCUUUGUCGUCAGCUCGGGCAUAAAGAUUUGUCAGAAGGAGGCACCCUAAUGAACUACGAUGGGAAGUACACAUCUGAUAGUCCAAUCUGGUUCCGUUUCUCAUUCUGCCCGUCAUACUCUUCGUCUUAUGGUGUUGAACACGACAAGAUCUAUGAAUGCAGACAUGGUCCGUGGGGUUAUUCCGGCGAUUGCAGCAGAGCCUAUUUAGCUACCGCCAGAUGCGUGUAUGUGGACCAGACAUUAGAUUAUGACACUUCAGAUGUUAGUUAUGGCAGUAGUCUAACCGGCUGGGAGGUCCUUCUUAUCGCCGUAGCAGUAGUCGUACCGACCUGUUGUAUCAUCGGCUGCUGCUAUCACAGUCGACGCACGCCGACCAACGCCACCUCCACGGGAGCCUCCGCUGCCUACACAGCCGCAGCUACGAAUGAUAGCCAUGUUGAUGGGGUUUGUGCGGAAUCGCAAACUCCAUCACCGCCCUACGAACCACCAUCCCCGACCCCUGCAGAGUCUCCGCCCACCUAUGAUUCAGUGGCCACGCCCAUGAUGGAUCAAAAUGGCGAUAACCCCAAUGCAGAGAGUUGAUGUAGAUGUAGGAGUGAAUCUGUGCAAACGUCAUUUGAGUGAGAGGGGGGAAAGGGAGGGGAUAAAGAAGGUCAAAUAAUAAGAAGAGGAAGAACAAGAGCAAGAAGAAGAGAAGGUAGAAGAAGAAGAAGAAACAGUAUAAUAAGAAGAAGAGGAGGAGGAGGAAGACGAAGAAUAAGGAGGAAGAGAAGACGAAGAAGAGGGAGACUGAGGAAGAAGAGAGAACACACAAAACAAGAAGGAGAAGGCUAUUAAAAGAAGAAUGGGAGGAGUUAGAAAAACAAGAAAAAAAAGCGAGAAGGUGGGAUGAAGAAGAAAGAAGAAAAGUAGGAGGAGGGGAAUGAGGAGGUUGAAGGGUGGAGAAGGAGAACGAGAAGAAGAGGUAGAAAAUAAAUAAGUGGAGAAUACCCAAUCUAUACUGUAUCCCAUGUAGGGGACAUUCUUUCCAUCUUAUUUAUUAUUCUGUAAAUGUGUAACACUGAUCAAGACGUCAACAUUUUGAUAUUGUAUUUAGUGGGAUGGUGUACAAGUUAAUGUUUUUGAGAUGGUAUGAAGAUACAUUUUGGUGAAUGUAUUCAUAUAUAUAUGCCCUCCCCCAAUCCUUAUAGGGUUAAAGGACUUCUCUAAUGCAAGCAUGACCAAUGCCAUUUUAUACCAAAGAGUAAAGAAUGUGCUCUUAACAAACCAAAUUCCUCAUUGCGUGUGUUUAGGGAAAAGCUGCAAAAAUUGUGGAAAUAUAUUGGUGAAGAUUGUUUGGUAAAAUGCGACUGAUUCUGUGUAAAGUUUACACAAUGUUAGUCAUGAAACAUGUUGAUUACCUCGUUUUUUGUUGUUGUUUUUUUACCAAACAUGUUUUUAUGUUCCCUAUUCACUGAAUAUUUGGCGAAAUUGCUGAAACCCCACGCCAUAAAACAGAACAUCAACUAAGCCUUACUGUACUGAGCUAUUUAGCUCCAUGAAAAUACUGGGGGCCUCGGAGCCCCCCCCCCUCCCCCCCCCCCGAUCUCGUUGGCAAUGCACUUCGCCUGACUCUCCACAUUUUUAUUUAACUUUUUUAUAAGGUCCUUUGAUUAAUAUUAUGCUAGUUUAUGUGUCAAAUCAGUCUUUAACUAAAAAUCACUUGAUAAAGCUCAAAAUUUGCUUAUUUCUGGUCUUGAUACUCUUUGUAGUAUAUUUAGCAAAUCCGACCAUUUAUUGUUCUUUAUUGUUUUUCGAGGAAAUCUGUCGGUGACAGUGUUGCGAACAUAAAUAGCAUAAGAUUAAUAAAUUUGAAAGGGUAAUAAGAAAAAAGAUUUAUACAUUCAUGGUUUUGGGCUGAAAAACUAUAUGUAUUGAAACUGAAUUCAAGUUCUUAAGUAAUUUUUGGUGGUGGGAGUUCUAACUCCAACUUCCCUGCACAACCAUAAUGUUGCGGAACUCCUGAACCACCCACCCUCAGUCCCGGACGUCGCAAAUAUGGUCUUACAAGAUGCGGAAGAUUCGAAAAAAAGAACAAACGUUGCGGCGAAACGUUGAGGGGGCCUUCCAGCCCCCCCCCCCCCCAUCAGUGCAGUAAUGGUCAAGUGCUAUAUUAUUAUUAAAUUUCAAUUUUUUGUGUACACCCUGAUAUAUUCGGAUAUAAGAGUUAUAUAUCUUGCCAUGAUGCUUGAAUUUCAUUAUGAAUUGUUCCAAAUAUUUUGUUACCUAACUGUUGUAUGGAUAUAAUGGGAAACUUCGAUUAUUUGUGAAGUGUUACUUGUCUAUUUGGAUAUAGCAGUAAUAUAUCUUACCAUCAUACUUGAAUUUCAUUAUGAAAUUAUUUCAUAUAUUUUGUUACCAAACUAUGUUGUAAGGUGUAUGCAUAUAAUAUGAAAAUUGGAUUAUCUGUGAAGUGUGACUUGUCUUGUGGAUUUGAAACGGCUUUCAUUAUAUGUGAUUAGUGUUUGUCGAGUGACCAACUGUAAUAAUUAAGGAAAUGAUUCUUGCCACGUACGCAUUGGACAAGAGUUGGUUUUAAUUUCCGUUAUAUUAUAUUUUUAUUAUAAUUUAUUAUAGAAAUAGCCUGUGAAUUGAGCAAGAGAUCAACUUAUAAUCUAGGCAAGAAUGUAUAUGGGAAUUAAUAAUCUGAUUAAUUUGCGGUUAUCAGUUUGUGAGUGACCGAGUCAUUGGUCAUGAUUUUACACUCUAAAAAUGUAGUGCUGAUUUAGCACCAAUGUAGCUUGUAUAUAGUGACUGCACUUCGGGGUGCUGAUUUAGUAAUUCAAAUUUGAACCAGAAAAUCAGCUCUCCAAGGUGCAGUAACUAUUGAAGUUCUGUUAGUACUAAAAGAGUUCUUCAUUAUUAGAGUGCCUUUUAUUUGAUGUUAUUUAAUUCAUUUAUUAAUCAUAUUCACAUUUCAUUACAAAAUAAAUCGCUGAAAAGUUGUACAUGUUACAGUUUCUAGAUCUUGCAAUCCUGGGGCCUGUUGCAUAAAACUUUUUAUCUGAGAAAUCUCUGGUAAAAACUGAAAACUAAGGUUAGUGUGAUUUCUGCCAUUGACUUUAACACCGGUAAAAUCAAGUUUUCUCAGAUAAAAAGUUUUAUGCAACGGGCCCCAUCAGGGGCGAGCAAAAGACGUAAACGGCCCUGUACACGGAGGAUCAUUAUACAUGUUGCUGGGAGAGUGCUGUGCAUUGCCGCGGAUCCCCCAGUAACAAGAGAUAAUCCAUUUCAAUAGAUUCAUAUUUUGCCAUUGAAUGGCAGAAGAUGAAUCUAUGGAAAUGAAAGCCGACGAUAAUAGCAGGCUGCUCUCGCGUCGGCAGACAGAGACCCUGAUUGAAACUUCGAUCAAUAAGAGGGUCUUCACAGAAAGACUAGACCAUAAAGGGCCUUCAGGACAAAAGUCAUUGUAGCCUUUGCUUUCAGACCCCUUGGCUCAAGUGAAGGGUUUAUACUGCAGACUAGUCUAAUUCGUCUUUAAGCUACCACCUUCGUUUCCAUCCAAUUGCAUAUUUCUUUUGUUCUGUUGUGCAUUUUUUUUUUACAAAUGUGUAAUUUUUUACCUUUUUACUUCUACUUAUAAUGAUGUACGGCAAUAAUGGCUCAUUGUAAUUGAUUCGAUAUCACUAUUACUAUUAUUAUCAUGUCAUAAUUAUAAUUUCUUCAUUAGUUACAUGGAAGUUAUGUAAUGUUGCUGGAUGUGAAGAAGGUAUAACCUUUAUAUGUUAAUCUGAUAUUCUCAUGUCUAGUUUUUUUAAUAAAAUGGAUAUGAAUUCCUAU
Molecule: messenger RNA, 5540 nt
Organism: Lytechinus pictus (painted urchin)
Lineage: Eukaryota; Metazoa; Echinodermata; Echinoidea; Temnopleuroida; Toxopneustidae
Exons: 3
Coding region: 1608-2303 (231 amino acids)
Cellular component (GO): membrane
Source: RefSeq, a predicted model, not a curated record